Culex quinquefasciatus (southern house mosquito) is the source of this 2863-nucleotide messenger RNA. Its product is annotated as uridine-cytidine kinase. Gene Ontology annotation, molecular function: ATP binding; kinase activity. NCBI's taxonomy places the organism in Eukaryota, Metazoa, Arthropoda, Insecta, Diptera, Culicidae. The coding region runs from base 125 to 955 and encodes 276 amino acids. The transcript has 7 exons. Gene Ontology annotation, cellular component: cytosol; cytoplasm. The record is from RefSeq and is a predicted model, not a curated record.
CAUUUGACAUCGGAGCUCAUUCGACGUUCGUCCACUAGUGCCAGUGGGAGGAAAAAUUUCUUCUUCCCUUGUGUGUGAGAAAAGAAAAAAAACCCUUAAUUUCGCGUGUUCCGCUAGUCUUUGGAUGGGCGAUUCCAGCACUGAUCAGCAGCAAUCCAGCACUAGCACUAGCACCAGCACCAUGAAACCGACCAACGGAACCGAAAACGGCAGCAGCGUCAAGACCCCGUUCCUGAUCGGAGUGGCGGGAGGAACCGCCAGCGGAAAGUCGACGGUCUGCAAACGGAUCAUGGAACAGCUGGGCCAGGCUGACAUGGACCACACGCAGCGACAAGUCGUCUCGAUCAGCCAGGACAGCUUCUACCGGGAGCUAACCUCCGCGGAGAAGGUCCGCGCCGAGAAGGGUCAGUUCAACUUUGACCAUCCGGACGCGUUCAACGAGGAGUUGAUGCUGAAAACUCUGCAGGACGUGCUGCAGGGCAAGAAGGUCGAGAUCAACGAGUACGACUACCGCACAAACUCGGUCUGCCCGGACCGGAAGUUGACCAUCUACCCCGCAGACGUGGUGCUGUUCGAGGGCAUCCUCGUGUUUUACUUCCCCGCGAUCCGGGAUCUGUUCCACAUGAAGCUGUUUGUGGACACGGACUCGGACACGCGGCUGGCGAGAAGAGUGCCCAGAGACAUCAACGAGCGGGGCCGCGACCUGGAGCACGUUUUGAACGCGUACAUGACGUUUGUGAAGCCAGCCUUCGAGGAAUUUUGCUCCCCGACUAAAAAGUUUGCUGAUGUGAUUAUUCCACGUGGGGCUGAUAACACAGUGGCCAUCGAUCUGAUCGUGCAGCACAUCCGCGAGUUCCUGAACAACCGCACCCGGCAGGACCACAGUCCCCAUCUGGCGACGGCCGGCACCAGUGCCCUCAAUCUGCCCCGCGGCCGAGCAACCUUCAAACACUAAAAAAAAAACCCUCCAAAAUCAACACCAACAGUAGAAGCAACACCAUAAGAAGCUGAUUUCUUCUGCUAAGUUUUUUUUCGGUUUGACGUUUUGUUAGUUCCGCAACAAAAUAAAAGUUUCAACCCGGAUUUCAAAAGCGUCGUGCCAACCCGGAAUUUGUUUGACUCACACUAACGUAGAGAGUGGCUAAUAUGUAAGCUAGUAUUUAGUUAAGUUUUCAAAUAAUUAAUAGUUUUUUACCUAACAAAUCCGAGUUUACUUCAUCCGCAUACAAAUCUCAUACGAAUUUGACUUGACAUUUGUUCUUUCCCCCACAAACUCUCUCCAGUUUAAGCAUUUAUGAACUGAUUGAUAAUUUUGUUUUGUUCUGAUUCAAAUCCGACCCCUCUAGUCCGAUACUUCGUUUUUCAUUGAGACAAAAACAAUAGCAGAAGUAAAACGAAACGCACUUGACAGAACGAAAAAUAUAGUAAACAAAGUAAAAACAAACAAACGCUGAGCGCGCUUGCAAGACUUGUCAACACACAAACAUCUGUGUAAAAAAAAACGUCAAACAAAUCGCACCCAUAAACGGCUACUAACGGCAGCAAAUGUUAGACCCCCCGAUACCAAAAAUUAGCGCUAGUACCAUGCAAGUCAGACAACAACAAACAAAACAAAACAAUGUGGCAUAACUCUUUCCUUGGCGUUAUUGUCCCUUGCACGAAGCGUUUUAACCUCACCUUUUUUUCACUCUCAGCAGCACUAUCUUUAGCAAAACAGUUUCACUGAGCAUUCGCUGAGAGAAAAUUUGUAGUCUCUCUUCUCUCUUGCGCGAGUUAUCAGUCAACUGAAAGCGUGAAACGUCAAACGCCGCGCAAAUGUUUGUAAACAUUUAAAUCUUGGGUGCUCAGGGAAACAAUAAGAUGAUAUUUUGAGAUUUUCUUCAUCGUUUCCAAUCGUUUUCACUUUCGUCCGGGAGAUACGCCCACUUGUGAAAAGAGAUUUUUUGAGAUGUCUUCCUCAACAAACGUCAAACACCGUACAAACUUUUCAGCGAAUUUUUUUUCUCGGGUGGUAAAGAAAAGUGUGAUUAAAACGCUUCCUGCAAAAGACAAUACUCCCGUUGUAGUUGAAAAGUGUCAAAAUUCCCCAUCCGUUUCCAUGUUGUUGAUUCACAUGUUUCCUUCGCCAUAUUGUUAAAACCGUUUUUGUUUUCUUUGUUUAUGUUAUAUAUUUAAUUAUAACUGAAUACUCUUUCCCCGUUGUAACGUUUUGCAACGUUUUGCCGCAACUCUACUCAACGUACUCAAACUCAAACUAAAUGCAAUUGCCAUAAACGUAAACAAAUAAUGUUAAAACGUUAAAAAUAAACAAAACUAAAACCAACCCCGCAAAAAAGAUGAGCGCACCCCCUCCCCUUCGACCAGCUUCAGACGGUUCUCGUCGACCAUCAUCAACCGGAAGCUGUUCUCGGUUGUUUUCAACUACUAAACUCUGGUGGUGGCGAAACGCAGCAAAAGCAAUACAAGAAGAAACAAAGCAAAACUUAGUGUGAGCGCCUAGAGACAAGCAAAAAAAAAAACAAAAGAUGUAAACAAACAAUACAGUGUAACCACAUUGACUUGAUAUUAAAGGAGGAGAUUUUUUUGUAGAGAAAAUAAUAAAACUUUAACCAAAUUGAAUAGGGGCCUUUUGGAAUGCAAAGAAAAAAAUUACUAAGGUUAGAGCUUAUGUUAGCUUUACUUUUUUUCAUCAGUAGUUACCACCGUGAAAUAAUUUGCGCUAUGAAUUUAUAGGUUAUAAAUAAUCAAAAGUACAUUUUGGAUUACAAAUUUGGGAAGCUCUAUUUUAUAGCUAGGAUGUAACGGUUUAUAUUUUUUAUCUUUCUAUUACGGUUCUGUUGAAUAAAUUUAUAUGAGUUCGAAA